This is a messenger RNA of Symbiodinium sp. CCMP2456, 2385 nucleotides long. The record is from the annotation of a GenBank genome assembly. Lineage: Eukaryota; Dinophyceae; Suessiales; Symbiodiniaceae.
AUGUCCCUGAUCAUCAAUGCCUUCUACACGAACAAAGAGAUUUUUCUCCGAGAGCUGAUCUCGAAUGCCUCUGAUGCUCUGGACAAAAUCCAGUUUCAGGCCUCGAAGGACCCGUCCAAGCUGGAUGCGGAGCCGAACUUGUACAUCAAGGUGACACCCGACAAGGAUGCUGGGACGGUCACCGUUGAGGAUACAGGUAUUGGCAUGACGCGGGAGGAGAUGAUCCUGCAUCUUGGCACGAUCGCCAAGUCCGGAACCAAGGCCUUCAUGGAGGCAGUGUCCUCCGGUGCUGACAUGUCCAUGAUUGGCCAGUUCGGUGUGGGCUUCUACAGUUCCUACCUCGUUUCGGAGAAAGUGCGGGUUGUCUCCAAGAGCAACGACGAUGAGCAGUAUGUCUGGGAGUCAACUGCCGGAGGCACCUUCCUGAUCUGGAAGGAUACCAAGUUUGAGCACGGCGUGCUGAAGCGCGGCACGAAAGUGAUCUGCUACUUGAAAGAGGAUCAGGCGGAAUUCCUCGAGUCCGACCGGCUCAAGGAGCUCAUCAUGAAGCACUCCGCCUUCGUAGGCUUCCCCAUCGACCUGCGCAUGGAGCAUCGCCAGGAGGAAGACAUCGAAGUAGAUGAGGAGGGUGUCGAAGCUCCCGAGAAGCGACGCAAGGUGACUGUAAGCUACUCAUGGGAGCUAAUCAACAAGAACAAGCCUUUGUGGCUUCGGCCAGCAUCGGAAGUCUCGCACGAGGAGUAUGCUGAGCUAUACAAAUUCCUCUCUGGCGACUGGGAGGAUCAUCUUGCCGUGAAGCAUGUCAUGCAGAGCGGCCAGGUGGAUUUUAAAGCCCUUCUGUACUGUCCGACCACAGCGCCGAAGGACAUGUUCGACAUGGGCAAGAUGUCACAGCGGUUUAGCAUCCGGCUCUACGUGCGCAGGGUGUUCAUCAAAGAGUUCAACGACCUCAUCCCCAAGUGGAUGGGUUUUGUGAAGGGCAUCGUUGACAGCGAUGACAUGCCGCUGAACAUCAGCAGAGAGAUGCUGCAGCAGAAUGCGAUUCUGAAGCACAUCAAGACCGGCUUGCAGAAGAAUAUCUUCAGCAUGUUCGAGGAGCUCUCUGCUGACAAAGCUCGCUUCAAGGCGUUCCACGAAGCUUUCUCACAGUGCCUCAAGCUCGGGGUCUAUGAGGACCAUACCAACAGGGAGCAGAUUGUGCCCCUGCUGAGAUAUCACUCUUCAAAGUCUGGAGAGGAGAUGGUGGGCUUUGAUGAAUACAUCGCCCGGAUGAAGCCAGGCCAGCGACACAUCCUUUACAUCACUGGCAGAACAAAGCGGGAUGCCGCGCGGUCGCCCUACAUCGAGGGCCUGAAGCGCGAUGGCUACGAAGUGAUUUACAUGACGGACCCCGUCGACGAGUAUGCUGUCCAAUUCCUCAAGGAAUACCGUGGCUACGAGGUGCUCAGCUGCAUGAGCAUGGACGCAGCGCGGCUCCUUGACCAUCGGUCGGAAGCAGACCUCAAGGCUGAGCUGGAGCCGCUUCGGAAGCGGCUUCAGGAGCUCCUCACGGAGGGUUCCGUCACGCUGGCGUCCCUCAACCCCGAGUGCUGCGCGCAGCUGGCCAGCUCGGAGCAGGGGACAGUGCUGGAGCUGAACUUCAAGCACAGCUUCGUGAAGGAGAUUGUGCCGACAUCUCCCUGUUCUGGCACAGACAGCAGCCCGUUGACUUCGCCUGAAUUGCCCAAGCUCUUGCAGGACAUGGCUGCUUUGGAGGGAACAGAUGCAGAUGAUCCCGCACGGGCCGACACCUGCGAAAAGUGCCAGGACCUAAUCCAGGCCCUGAACGCUGGCGAGGCUGAUGCUUCAGGAGAGCUGCCCGCGCUGGGAGCAGCGGCUGUGGCCCGAGAGGCUGCCCGCGAGCGGCUGGAGACCAGCGAGGGGAAGGCAGACGGCAGCGCCCACCUCCUCUCAUGCGGACGGCGAGUCCGGGUGGUGCGCGGUGAGCGUGCCAGGAGGGCCAUGAUCUCCUUCGUGGAUGAUGCGAAGACCGUGGAUGUUCUGUACCCACAGCCUGCCGCAUCUGGCAAGCAGGAGGAUGAAGAGGAGGGCGUGCCCGCAAAGUACGUUCAAGCCCUCCAGGUGGCAGAGUUUGGGUUCACGAGUGUCUGGUGCCAGGACAGCCUCUUCAAAUCUGCCACAGCAGACAAGGAGCGGGGCAACCAGCUCUUCAAGCUCAAGGACUACGAGGCCGCCUCGGAGUUCUACGGCACCGCCCUGGCGCGCUUCGCAGCGCGGCCGGUGGGCCGCGGUGAGCAGGUGCUGCUGAGGCACCUUGAUAGAAGCUUAUUUCCGUGGCAUGCUUCAACGGCACGUGGUGUCACCUGUGUUCCGAUCAUUAGAUGA